Molecule: messenger RNA, 1173 nt
Organism: Sinocyclocheilus rhinocerous
Lineage: Eukaryota; Metazoa; Chordata; Actinopteri; Cypriniformes; Cyprinidae
Product: collagen triple helix repeat-containing protein 1-like
Exons: 4
Coding region: 34-732 (232 amino acids)
Source: RefSeq, a predicted model, not a curated record
GGAGCGCAUGCUGUGGACCGCUGCAGUAAAGCAAUGAUGGCCACUAAACUGACUCAGCUUCUCCUUUGCUUUUGGAUAACUUUGCCAUUCUGUAUCACGGAAAAAGUCAAAGAAAGGAGCGCCCGGCAAAGAGACGCGGAGUUCACUGACAGGCACCAGUCGUGCAUGCAGGGAGUACCUGGAGUGCAGGGCAGGGAUGGGAACCCGGGGAUGAAUGGCAUUCCAGGCACCCCAGGAAUCCCCGGGAGAGACGGACUUAAGGGCGAGAAGGGAGAGUGUGUGACUGAGAGGCUUGAGGAUCCCUGGAAACCCAACUUCAAACAGUGCGCCUGGAAUUCUUUAAACUACGGCAUUGAUCUGGGCAAAAUAGCCGAGUGCACGUUCACCAAGCAGCGAUCGGACAGCGCUCUGCGUGUGCUCUUCAGCGGUUCUCUCAGACUCAAGUGUAAGACGGCCUGCUGUCAGCGCUGGUACUUCACCUUUAAUGGGGCCGAAUGCACUGGACCGCUACCCAUAGAGUCCAUCAUUUACCUGGACCAGGGCAGCCCUGAACUCAACUCCACCAUUAAUAUACACAGGACCUCCACAGUGGAGGGGCUCUGUGACGGGAUCCAGGCCGGGCUGGUGGAUGUUGGGAUCUGGGUGGGCACAUGUGCUGAUUAUCCUCGCGGAGACGCGUCGACAGGAUGGAACUCUGUAUCCCGGGUGAUCAUUGAAGAGCUUCCAAAAUGAGCUUCUCAUCUUCAGAAGUGAUCACUGUCAUCAUCACCGUGGCAAUAGAAGACAUCGUGUUCCUGUCACAGAAAGGACCUUCCUCACAGAAAUGGGACAAAUUAAAGCUAAUAGAGUUGCUUUGAGUCUGUGCAGCUCUCAUGUCUUGUCAGAUUAUUAUUCUCAUUUUGAAAGUUGAGGAAUUCAGUAUUCUCAGUUUUGAUAGUACAGAACAAUUACAAAAUAGAAGCACCAUGUUUUUUGGACACUACCAUAAUGAAAAUUUUGAGAAAAGAGGAGAAAAGUACCUUGCACAAUGUAAAUAUCAUGUUAAAUAUGGUGUUACUAUAUGAGGUCAUCACUGUACAAUAAUACCACCAUUUUAAGGAGAGUCCAACAAAGACGAUCCUUGCUUUGCUGAUAUUUAUUUAGUGGCUCUUCCUUUUGUGCCUGGAUGACUAC